AUGGCUUCGUAUCCGCCAACAUUGAGUGAGAUUCAUGUGUUGCUAGUGGAUCAUGAUUCUUGUUUUUUGAUUUCUACCGCAAAAAUGUUAGAGCUAUGUUCAUACAAAGUUUCAUAUGUUGAACUUGCGUCGACUGCUUUAUCAAUGCUCUCAAGUGGACAGUCACAUUUUGAUCUUGUCAUGGCAAAUAUCAACUCUCCUGACUUACAUGGAUACAAACUUCUUGAACAAGCAGUUAACAUGGACAUACCCAUCAUUUUGAUGUCAGUUGAUGACGAUGAAUUCCUAGCAAUGGGAGCUCUCAAAAAUGGAGCUUUCCUGUCUAUCAAGAAACCGUUUACUGUGGACAUGUUAAAGUGCCUUUGGCAACAUGUACUAAGAGAGAAAAUGAAACUUUACAGAAAUAAGGGAAUAAAUAUGGGAAUGGAUGCUGCUAACCAUCAUAUCGUGAAAGGGUUUGAAUUUAUUGGACGAGUUGAGGAGGGAAACAACAUGCAGAACAACAAUUACACUCGAAAGAAGAAAAUACGUGGACAAAACGGUUCGACUUGGGCGGACGAAGAAUGUGAAUCAGAAAAGCAAAUAAUCAACAAUGGGGUUAAGAGAAAAGUUUGCACUGAGUGGACUCAAGGUCUUCAUGAAAAAUUUAUGGAUGCUGUUGGACAGCUUGGUGAAGGAAGGUGUUUUCCUAAAGAGAUUCUGGAGGUUAUGGAUGUGCCUGGCCUGACAAGAACACAAGUAGCAAGUCAUCUUCAGAAAUGCCGGAACAACAAUUGGCGAGCUCCUGAAGAACGAAAAUCUCAACAAAACAAUGCUCCUGCAGACUCUACAAACAUUGAUGGUUUGGGCCACAAAGAGCCAAGAAGAUUUGGGUCAAUGCCUCAAUUAAGCAAGAACACUUCGUUGAUUAAAGAGCAUCGUGAAACAGGUCAAAGUUCUGAUAUCUAUACUGCAAAUGAAAACCCAAAUGACGAUAGAUCAGGACUCGAAAAUAUAAAUAUUGCACCAAUCAUAAACUCCCAACAACUAUAUCAUGAGAACUUUCUGUCUGGUGCCUCAAAUUCUUCUUCAAACCCUAGAUAUCCAUCCGAUGAUUUCUUUAGUUUUCCAGACACGGAUUGUCAGACUCAGAAUUUUUCUGGUACACUACAAGGAGGUGGAAUGAUAAUGAAUCAAAAAACUUGCCAGAAAGCUCUUCGUUUUGACCAAGUUUAUCAUGAACAGUCCCAUCAGAAUUCAGCAGUGCCAAGUGUGGAAACCAGGAGCCAUAUGAGUUCAGAGACGUCAAGCUUUGCAAGCGACUCUUCAGAAACCAGAGGAAAAUAA
Fraxinus pennsylvanica is the source of this 1326-nucleotide messenger RNA. NCBI's taxonomy places the organism in Eukaryota, Viridiplantae, Streptophyta, Magnoliopsida, Lamiales, Oleaceae. The record is from the annotation of a GenBank genome assembly.